UUACUCUUGCACAUGUGCAGAGGUGAGAAAAUCAUGUUAUGGCGUAAAUGUUGUCACAUCUGUGUAUGUAAUUUCCUUGCGUGGGACAGAUGCUCUGCGCGUUCCGCUUUCCACUUUCCUCAAGCCGCAGUAGUGCAUGUGAGUGCGUAAAGAAAACAUUUAUCCUACUUAAGCUGUUAUUUUGAGCUAGAGAAAGUUGGCUUUAACUGUUUUUCAGGUGUGCAGAUCUGCUAGGGCAUCAUCAGUUCUCCGUGAAGCGCACAGGUGAAUUCAAAUAGAGACACCGGUUUCAUACCUAAUAUUUCCAGCCAUAUUGAACAGGACAACAUCGAUCUUCUCCUAUGUUUGGAACGACCUUUGUAAACAUGACGAGUUUGAAGGCGUUUAGUAAAAAAGCCGAGACGUAUGCAGGGAGAAUGUCCUCUGAACCAGUGGAGGACACAGACCCCAGCAGUUUCAUUACAGAGAUGUCUCUGAGGUCGAACUACCCUGUUCAGGUCACUAAUCCACAAGAUUCUGUGACACUGAAGCUCAGCUCUGUUCCCCCUGAUUACUUGACUCCACCAGCAGACAGGAUACAACAGCCUGUGGAAAAUGAUGGAAGCAAAUUUAUUCCAUCGGCUACUGUUUCAUCAGACUUCAGCAAAGAACAUACACCCUUGUGCUUGUGUUCUGCCCCUCCUCCCAAAAUCAGCGACUUGAUGAACGAUGAAGACCUUUUGUACACCCUGAGACUGAAGCUUGACCCAACUCACUGCACUGUAAAAAACUGGAAGAACUUUGCGAGUCGCUGGGGGAUGAGUUACGAUGAGCUUACGCUUUUAGAGCAGCGCACACACGGAUCUACCUACCACAGCCCUACUCAAGAGUUCCUACUUCGCUACAACCAGAAACCUGUUAAGGAGCUCACCGAACUCUGCCAGCUUUACCAGCGCAUCGACGUUCUAAGAUUGCUCCAGAGAUGGAUGGAAAACGACUGGCCUUCGCGCUGGCAGAAGGCCCAUUAAAAGGGGCUCAGUGAGAACAAUAACUAGACUUCAACGCAGCAAAGUUUUUGUAGAAUCUGAAAUUAAUGACUUCAGGGAUGGACGGUGAGUCAGAACACACACUACUAAGCAGUGGUGGUGUCUGGAUAUUGUUUACACUGUUGUAAAUGGUUGUAAGACCUUCAUCGACUCAUCAGUUACAUUGGUUGCAUCAACUCAUUUCAUCACUCCAGAUUUCAGUAUUUUUUAUGAUGUCACAUUCUUGAAAUGGAGGUAGUAUCUAUGUGGUUGGAAGGGAUGACAAACAAAUACAACAGUGGCAUCAAAGCACUGGAAAGGCCACACAUCUGGAAAUUCUUUGUUGGUCUGGUCAUAAUGGACAUGUAUGGCAUUUCAUUUAUAUUUGCUGUAAAUGACAAUAGUCAUUUCAUCUUUACUUCUGGCGUCACCGUGAUUGUUAGGGUUGUCUCUUGAAGUGUUAUAAGUCCUUAAAUGAGUCAUUACACUCAAAAUCCAAAUUAGUUUUGAGACAGUUUCACCAUUAGUGUUGCCUGACCUUCUAUAAUGACCUGUGACUAAAUCUCAAGGGAGCGGUUAGUGUCGUGCCUGGAAAGGAUUCUCAAGACUGAAUGGUUGAUAAUCAGGAUAUUUCAGUGCUAAAUUAAUGUAAUAAUUUUGUGACAUUUUCUCUCAGUUUCUCAUUGUAACAAAUCCUAAAAUGUAUUAAAUCCAAAGAUAAAAGCAGAUUAGAGGUAGUUUUAUAAGAUGCGAUACAUUUUUCUUUACUUGGAUUGUUCAUCAUUUCCCAGAUGGUAUUAGUGCAUUGUCAUUUUGAUGUCGAUUGUGAGUCACAUGUACAAAAUCAGUUCCUGAAGGGUCCCAUUUCAAAGCAACAUAAGACAACAGAGUUAAUAGGGUAUAAAAAUGUAUGUUAAGGUUAAACUCUUGGCAUAGAUUUGAUUUAAAUAUAGUCUUGAAGUUAUAGGGUACAGGAAGAUCUGUGCAGGAAACCUGAUUAUUGAUUAAUUUUGGCCCUCAUUCAUAAAAUAUAAACAGAUCGAAUUUCUGAGAACAUUUUUGUAAAUUGGUAAAUGCAACAUUUUAUGUAAGAAUGUUUUUUUUUUUACAAAAGAUUUAAUUAAUUGCUUGUGUUUCAUGAAUGUGGCCCAUUGUGUGUUACGGGUUCUUGAAGGGGCUAGUUAAACAUUAAGAUUUCCAAGUUUUGGAAAACAUAAAAGGGCUCUAUUUUCUCGAGUGUGCAAAGCGCAGCACUAUGCGCAGUGACUGUGCUACGUCUUAUCCCAAUAUCGUGAGAGUGCAAAUUCAAAGUGCAAUUUCCAUGCCAGCUCAAAGUUCAAGUGGGUGGGAGUGAUUAUGCUAUCUGUGGGUGUAUUGUAUGUCAAUCAAGUGGCGCAAAGCGCAAUUUGCUAUUUUCCUGAGAGAUAGAUCGUUGCGCUGAGACGUUUCAAAAGUAGUUCUGUUUUCAGCGCAAAGUCCAAACUCGGUUCCUGCAUUUGCCAUUUCCACCGGCUGGUGGUAAUAAAGUUAAUGUCCAAACUCUUAAAAUAUAGUGGAACAUCAAAUUAUGUCUGUGACUAGUUGUAGGUGUCUUGUGAAAGAAAUAUUUAUGAUAUUUGUGUUAAACCUCCUAUAGGUCAUGGUUUAUGUUUUAAUUAUCAUUAUUAUUGUUUAUAUUCAUAAUUAAUCUAAUUAUAAUAACUAUAAUUAUGAUCCCAUUUUUAUUGAUAUUUUACCACCUGUUGUCAUAGGGUGAUUUUUAAAUUACUAAUUUUUAUGCUGCUAGUGAAAGAAGUUGUUUGGUUUUGGUAUAUUAUUAUUUUAUUUAGAUUUUUUUUGUGUUUCAUUAAAUUAAUGAAAUCUUUUUUUUAAAUCAAAAUCAACCCAUAGAAGUGCUUGCCGAUACAAUUACUUUAAUACUAGCCAUGAUUUGUGUGUCAGUAGAUGAAAAUUGUUAAUAAUACUUACAUUACUUGCGGUCCCUAUAAUUUAAUGCAGCGUACAUCCAAAUCCUGAAGAGAAUACAAUUUUCUGUAUUGUGUCUAUAUUAUUCUAAUUCAUUGAAUGCAGUCAGUUUACACUACCAACUUCUUAUGAAUAUGCUGUCUUUGUUUGUCACUGGUGCUUAACAGAGAAUGGACUGUAGGCUAUAGUAGGAUGCAGACAGUGCAAUAACCGGAGAAGAACCUCAGAAUUAAAUUGAAUUUGACCCAGCCCAAUAGCGCUUUUUGCGUGCGAUUUCACCAAACCCACUUAUUGCUAGACUUGGCACAUGCUUAAAUGAAAAUAUCCAAGCUUCAUUGCCAUGCCCACUGAAUUUGCACUUAUGGCAUAGUGCUGCGCUUAGCAUUAGCGCUCUUAAAAUAGGGCCCAUAAUGUCAUGUACAAUGUAAAACUUUGUAUCCAUACAGUCAAUUACCCAUUGCACUGCUCACUGAGCACUUAAAUUGUUUGGUUUGAAUGGCACUUAUAUUUUAUUUUUUGAAUUUUAUAUAGUUUCAGCAUUGAUCUCUAAUGACUUUUAAGGAAGGAGCAGUAAACAUGCUGUAUAACUGCACAGAACAUUGGAUCUGGAACUUGAUCUGACUUUCUUAAAUAGUGCAACUCUGAUAGUAUCAAAAUGUAGGGAGUUGGUGGUCAAAGUACCACAUAUAUGAAGUUUAAACAUUUGUGGUCAAAUGCCAUUUAAAAGUAUAGGUAGUAAGUACCUCUUCUGAGCUUUUUUAAAAAGCCAAAGUUUUUAGUAUGUUUGGUGUUCUGCUGUACUUUACCCACCAUUUCGUUCCCUGUGCCUUUAAAUUACAGAAAGCCAUAUUAUUUGUUAUGAAUUGUGGGCUCUCUCUGUUUAAAAAUAAAAUUUUACAU
Molecule: messenger RNA, 3869 nt
Organism: Xyrauchen texanus (razorback sucker)
Lineage: Eukaryota; Metazoa; Chordata; Actinopteri; Cypriniformes; Catostomidae
Product: ectodysplasin-A receptor-associated adapter protein-like
Exons: 6
Coding region: 342-1007 (221 amino acids)
Biological process (GO): signal transduction
Molecular function (GO): protein binding
Source: RefSeq, a predicted model, not a curated record